AUGGACAGCCCUACUUCAGAACGAGAGAAGCUUCAUGCGGCCUACUGCCCUCCCUUGGACGACGCGGCCUUUUACGCCAUCGCAUCAGACUACGAACUUCCCCAAGACCGAGACACCCUAGUUCAGGUUCUGGAGACAUUGAAGAGCAGUGCACUUGAGCAAGAAACCGCCGACUUUGAUCCUUCCGGCACAGGAGGGCCCGCAUACGCCAGAGAUGGGACUGUGACCUCGAAUUCCAACGUGGAGGACGCAUUCUCGAAUGGAGUGACGAGCAUAACAACCGGACUUUCUGAUCUAAGAUACAGAGCAACCGACAACGUAGACGGUGAGCUUGCUGGGUCCACUCUCGAGCAAGAGACAACAUGGCUCCUGAACAUUUUCCCUAACAUACCGGAGCGCGAACUGGUUAGUAUCCUGCAGAGUCACGAUGGCGCGCUCGAUAAGGCCACGGAUGAACUGCUUAACUUAUCUUUUUUGAAUCAAGGUCCCGAGGACUCCCGUGAGGAUGUGCCUGUCUUGAAGAGUGUCGACGCCUUCGCCGAGGGGAUGCAGCCGAGUCGUAAGGGCAGGAAAAAGAAGAAGACCCGAACCAACGAAUCGUCACGAGCAAGUUCAGUGUCCACUUCAAAGUAUGACGCAGAACCUUCGUCUAUGAAUGUGUGGUCUACCAUGUCUGAGGAUGUGGAAUUCAUCUGUUCCAGGACUGGCCUGCAUCCGCAGACGGUGAGAUCUGUCUAUCAUGAAAGUGGCGCUCGUCUCUCAGCUACGAUAGCCGUGUUGGCAACGAAGGAAGGCGCUCAAUACGAUCAAUUAGAGGAAGAAGUAGAUCCACUGCUUGAACUGCAGGUGGCCGAAUUUCAGAGCGAGUUCGAGCAGGUUCCAAAGUCACUGCUGUACGGAAUGCUGAUUCUUGCGCGCAAGAUACCCUCUGCGGCACAUGAGCUCUUAUCAGCCAUGACAGCUUCGAGAACAGAUGAGGAUGAUACCAGCGCUCAGAUUCGUCUCGCUGCACAAUACGCACCUCUUGACCUGAAGGAGAACACGCCAUUUGAGUCGACAAGCUCACCGAAGAGCAAUGCCUGGGUUGGAGCGAGUCGACCUUCUGCAGCUGUCCAAAGAGCCGCGGCGACUCAAAGCUACAGUCAAGCCACGUCGGCUUGGAAGAAGAGCAAAUCCGACCGGCUGUUCGGUGGGGCGGCGGCAUACUAUGCAGAAGUUGGACGCGAACGAGCCAAUGCAGCGAGAGCCCUUCAAGCUGAAGAGGCGGAUGCUUUGGUGCUGCAACAGUCAUCUCCAAGCGUGCUGGAUCUACACGGAGUCAGUGUCCAAGAUGCCGUCCGUCUCGCGGGCCGUAAAACCCAAGACUGGUGGGAUGGUCUUGGAGAUAGCAAGUACGCCUCAUCUGGGGCGAAUGCUGCGAGAGCAAGCUUUAGGAUAGUAACGGGAGUCGGCAGUCACAGUAAGAACCACGCUCCUCGCAUAGGACCUGCAGUGAGCAGGAUGCUGAUCAGGGACGGUUGGAAGAUUGAGAUUGGCCAUGGUGAAUUGAUAGUUACUGGGAAAAGCCGCAAGUGA
This is a messenger RNA of Exophiala spinifera, 1575 nucleotides long. RefSeq lists its product as uncharacterized. The coding region runs from base 1 to 1575 and encodes 524 amino acids. Gene Ontology annotation, molecular function: ubiquitin binding. NCBI's taxonomy places the organism in Eukaryota, Fungi, Ascomycota, Eurotiomycetes, Chaetothyriales, Herpotrichiellaceae. The record is from RefSeq and is a predicted model, not a curated record. The transcript has 2 exons.